Messenger RNA from Parathielavia appendiculata, 1248 nucleotides. RefSeq names its product glycoside hydrolase family 5 protein. Bases 1 to 1248 code for a protein of 415 amino acids. The transcript has a single exon. Gene Ontology annotation, molecular function: hydrolase activity, hydrolyzing O-glycosyl compounds. NCBI's taxonomy places the organism in Eukaryota, Fungi, Ascomycota, Sordariomycetes, Sordariales, Chaetomiaceae. The record is from RefSeq and is a predicted model, not a curated record.
AUGUUCUUUCUCGUCCUCGGCGUCCUGCUGGGCGCAGUAAUCGUCUACGCCUACAAGGCCGAAGCGGCCCUCUCGGCGCCCUGGAUCCCCACCGCCGCAGCCCGCCUCUUCGCCCAGCGGCCCCUGCCCCCGCCGCUCGACGACACCUUCCUCUCCUCGCCACGAUACACCCUCCCGCUACGCGCAAGGGGGCGCGACAUUGUCGAUGCAAACGGCACGCGCUUCAAGCUCGCCAGCGUGAACUGGUACGGCGGCUCGGACGAGCUCUUCGUGCCCGGCGGCCUGGACGUGCGCCACCGCGACGACAUCGCCCGCACGAUCCGCGCCAUGGGGUUCAACUCGGUGCGCCUGCCGUACUCGGACGAGCUGGUCAUGUCCAACCCGGUGAUCCUGCCGCACCUGCUGAGCGCGAAUUCGGACCUUGUCGGCGGCAGGGCGCUGGACGUGUUCGCGGCGGUCGUGGAGGCGCUGACGGCGCAGGGCAUCGCGGUCGUGGUGAAUAACCACAUUACCAGCGCGACGUGGUGCUGCGGGGCGGACCCGUGCGAUGCCGGGUGGGCCAACGACCACCUGCCGGCGAUGCUGUGCCGGGUGAGGCAGACCGAGGAAGAGUGGAUCCAGCAUUGGGAGAAGGUCAUGGCGAGGUUUGUGAACAACAGCCUAGUGAUUGGGGCGGACCUGAGGAACGAGGUGAGGGGGGUGUGGGGGACCAUGACUUGGGAACGCUGGGCGACGGCCGCCGAGAGGGCGGGCAAUCGGCUGCUCAGGAUGAACCCGGACUGGUUGAUCUUUGUGGGCGGCACCGAGUCGCAAAAUGACCUCUCCGGGGUGGCCAGGCGGCCGGUGGUGCUAGACGUGCCGAAUCGGGUGGUCUACUCGGCCCAUGUCUACUCGUGGAGCGGGUGGGGGAGUAUGGGCGGCCGGUACGCCAAGCGGACAUACCCGAGCUUCGUCCAGUCGAUGCGCAAGAACUGGGCGUACCUCGUCGAGGGGGGCGUCGCGCCGGUCUGGGUCGGCGAGUUUGGAGCGCCGGGGAAGCCCGGCCAGGGCGACGCCAACUACUGGCAGAACCUGCUGCGCUAUCUCAAGGCGAUCGAUGCCGAUUUCGGGUACUGGGCCAUCAACCCAAGGAAGCCAAAGGACAACGAGGAGGAGACAUACUCGUUACUCGAGGACGACUGGGCCACGCCGGUGCUGGACUACAGGAUGAAGGACAUGACCGAGUUGAUACGGGCAGGCAGGAGAUAG